Messenger RNA from Pocillopora meandrina, 1097 nucleotides. NCBI's taxonomy places the organism in Eukaryota, Metazoa, Cnidaria, Anthozoa, Scleractinia, Pocilloporidae. The record is from the annotation of a GenBank genome assembly.
AUGGAAUUAAAACAGAAGCAAAUAUUGAUUACGAUAUGGAUACUUGGGAACCCGGAAUGCCUGCGAUCAAUGGCCGAUCGAUUUAACAUCACAAAAUCGAUUUUAGUUCGUUUUUAUCGCAGAAUUUGUGGAGCGAUUGCUAAUAAUCUUUCCGGUCAAUAUAUGAAGUACCUACUUGUUUGAAAGUGAUUGAUGUCAGAUCCCUCGCCCAAAGGAAUGCGUUGGAUCAGUGAUCCAAUAAUCCGUAUUUAGAUCGCGCAGAUCAGUGAACCGAUGAAUCCUUGUCCAGAGUGGAUUUGAUAGAUCACUGAUCUAAAAAUGGAUUUGCUCAAAAGGAACGCCGCAGAUCAGAAAUCCUGAUCCGGAUUCUAACCCUAAGGAACGCACCCUAAGAUUUUUUCACUAGGGUUAUUUAUGGAGAAAAUCAAAAUGUCCUGCUGCAUUCCUUUUCCUAUUUCCAGUAUUUCCGUUCCUGUUCACAGCUUCAGUGACGUCCUGAAAUAUCAUCGACUCAACCAAAGUGAACUUAGUUUUGAAAAAAAUUUUUACUUUUAAAAUGUUUUGCUUCCUUUGAGUUGACAAUCGAUUCCUCUCACCACACCCCAGGUUGGUAUUGAAUAAGAUUUUAGGGGGCCAAGGGUGUUCCCUUUACUGACUUUUCAUUCAGUAAUAACAGUCUUAUCCUAUUAAACUUUAGCAACAGAAAAAACAGGGAACUAAAGAUGAAACCAGAUACCGAGUGGAUUGUUAUCACAGGCCUCUACGCCAUCACGAUGCUCGUAGCGUUUGCAGGGAAUAGUUUCCUCGUCUACAUCGUGUGGAAGAAGCCCGAAGUGAGAUCACUGACAAGCUUUAUGUUUGUCAACCUGGCUAUCGCUGAUUUGCUUGUAACCUUGGUAGUGAUGCCCUGGUCGAUUUCCACAAUAUAUACAGACGGUUUGUGGAUGAUCCCGGGAGUAUUUGGAAAAGUCAUGUGCAAAGGUGUUGUAUACACUGCCUAUGUCACUUUAACAGCAUCGAUCCUCUGCCUGACGUUCAUGGCGAUCGACAGGUACUAUGCCAUCGUUCAUCCCCUCCGCCGCCAUCUUUGGUUUUGA